AGUGAAUAAUUUUCAUGGUAGGUUUAUUUUUCGAAAGUCAACUUCAGUGUAGGCACAUAUCAAAAAAUCUUGGCUACAAAGUAUCUACUGACAGUUUCAAGCGGUAUUGCGUAAGAAGAAAAGAUGGUUCAUUAAACACACAUUGACCUUUUGUCAAUAGCGGGGCAUGUUGUCACACUAUAAGUUACAGUGAAACCUGUUUAUUAGGCAAUUUGAGCCUUUUCAGCAAAACAGUACAACAACAAUUAAGUAAUAUGUAGUGGAAUACAUUUAAAAAGUAACCCUCCCAACCCUGACAGCAUCACUGCCAUGGCACCCCUGUUUUGGGUUUUGUACACAUAAGGAGACAAAAAGGUAUGUUUUUUUUGUUGCUAGAUGAACAAAACAUAUGAAUGUACCUUUAAAAGUACACAAUAGGUCCUAAAGGUACAAUUAUGUACCCAAAAUGAGUUUAACUUGAGUGUGUUGGUACCACCCCAGUGACAGCCAUUGCACCCCUUAAAGGAGUUAAGUUCCAGUGAGGCACUUGCAAUGGAAGUGAAUGGGGCUAAUUCGUAAAAGUCACUGUUUUAAAGGUUUAGCCAUACAAUAUAAACUUUAUACAUGUUAGCAUGAUUUAGUGUGAUAAAAUCGCUUACUAAUCUUAUCUGUAUAACCUUAUCCUGUUGACAUUACGACGUAGCGUCGUAAACCAUAAAAAAAAAGAUUUUGCAGCACAAAUAAUACACAAGUUUCAGCAGAAGAAUUAAUGUAAGUGCUUUUAUAAAAUUAUAAUCUUCACAUUUCUGCCUUUAAACCCUCUAAAAAUUGGUCCCAUUCACUUCCAUUGUAAGUGCCUCACUGGAGUUUGGUUUUUGCAUAUGGAUUUUCCUCUGCAUUGAUGUUUGGCUGGUCCAACUGUAGUCGUUACCAUCAUCAUCAUCAUCAUCAUCAUCAUCAUAACAGUUAAGCUGCGCGCUCGCAGUAUACCGCCUCGCGCCUGUCUCCUUGACACACCCUUCGCUUUAGUUGGCACAGUACGCGAGCGCGCGACAGCACUGACAUUCCCACACGCGCGUUCAGCUGCACGGUGGAAUCUUUCUCACCGUGGAUGAGUAAAAGGGAAAGGCUAUUGCCGAGAAAGGACGAUGCACAAACGCUGAACAGAGUGCAGAAAAACACGUUCGCGCAUCCCCAUGUAGAUGCUCGGAGGACCGCACGUAUCUCACACACUCUGCGCAUCCACACCGUUGUGGAUAAAUGACAGACAGUUGUCCAAAGCGGUGCAAAAGAUUCGAGGAAGGUGAGGACAGCAUGCUGCAUGUGAGAAACGCUUGCUGCUGAGUUGCGCGGAUGUUGGAAACAUGGAGAAACGGGCUCUCGUAACGGCGUUCAGCUUGUCCAUGAGCCUGCUCGCGCUCAUGCUGCUGGUCACUGCGAUCUUUACCGACCACUGGUACGAAACCGACACCAGGAGACACAAGGAGAACUGCGACCGGUACGGCUCCGAGUCCAACGACCAGAAGAACAGGGAGAUGCCCAUCUAUCACCUGCCUCUGGUGGACGGAGGCAAUUCCAAGCGCAACCUGGCUCUCAUGAAGCCCAUCCAUGUAGGGAGUCGCGAGGAGGAACUGCUGGAGAACUGGAGGGCCAUUUUGGGCAUGGGCAUUCUGGAGACGGAGUGCGGGCGCCCGCUCUUCUCCACCUUCUCUGGACUUUGGAGGAAAUGCUACUUCCAGGGCAUGGACAGGGAUAUUGACAAACUCGUUUUGAAGGGUAUUGCAGAACGAUGCACAUCUGUCAAGUACCAUUUCUCCCAACCCAUUAGACUCAGGAACAUCCCUCUCAACCUGACAAGGACCAUACAGCAGGACGAGUGGCACCUCUUACAUCUGCGGCGCAUCACGGCGGGUUUCUUGGGCAUGGCUGCUGCCGUAAUGCUGUGUGGAAGUAUUGUGGCCGCCGUGGGGUUUUUCUGGGAGGAGAGCCUCACCCAGCAUGUGUCUGGACUCCUGUUCCUUAUGGAAUCUUUUGCACGAUUUCACUGUGCACCUACGCAGCGAGUGUCUCCUACGACCUCUCCAGGAACCCUCCGUUUAUCUAUGGUUUGCCUAGUGACGUGGACCACGGUUACGGAUGGUCCAUCUUCUGUGCUUGGGUCAGUCUGGGCCUUACAGUGGCAUCCGGUUGUGUCUGCACAACUUACCCCUUCCUGAGCCGCACAAAGGCCCUUCGCUCCAAAACGGCAAGGGAGUCAUCUGUGUGAGCACCCCUUAGUGGCUUGGAGGACAUGUUAAUCAGCACUUGGCGCUUUAGUAAAUGGAUUGAAGUAUACACUUUUCUUUGAGGACUGUUUCAGUGAGACAUGGGACUUCAUGCCUUGGAGCAAUGUUGAAUGUCUUGUAGAUUUCUGAUACCUUUGUUGAGGUCUUCUGGAUAAUGUUGAUGUUAUACAGAAUGAAAGACAAGGCAGAUGUUUCGCUUGUUGUUUUCUACACACAGAAAAAUCACUUGCACACACACACACACACACACACACACACACACACACACACUAAUCACAAAUAUAGAGUAUGUGUGACUAUCAUGAACAAAGCCUUUCAUUUGAAAAGGGUAUGUGUAUGUUUGUGGGUUGUUGCGAUGCAAUCAUUCUGUGGAUCAGGUGCAUAUUCUACACAGAAAGGAUCUGAGCCAAUUUUUUAAAUGCAGUAUAUUUGAAAUUUAAGUGUAAUGCUCCAGUUAUUGUCAGUAUUUUUAUUUAUAUUAUUAUUUUAAGUGCAGGUCCCCAGUUCAGCCUUAGGCAGAGCUGGCACCGCCAUAGAUAUUAAAGGAACAUUCUGGGUUAAGUUAAUUGAGUUAAGCUCAAUCGACAGCAUUUGUGGCUUAAUAUUGAUUACCACAAAUAUUAAUUUCAACUCAUCCCUCCUUUUCUUUAAGAUAAGCAAAAAACUGGGUUACAGUGAGACACUGAUGCCAUGAUGAUGUCAUAAACCCUAAAACUCUCAAAUGACCAUAAAACCGAUGAUUUAAACAAGAUUUAAACUUCUUUUUAACAGAAGAAUUAAUGUAAGUGCUUUUAUAAAAUUAUAAGCUUCCUAUUUCUGCCUUUAAACCCUCCAAAAAUGGGUCCCAUUCACUUCCAUUGUAAAUACAUAACGUUUUAAAAUAAAGAAAAGAUAAUCAGUAUUAUACCACAAAUGCUGUCGAUUGAGCUUAACUUGUAUUGAAUAUUCCUUUAAAGGGAUAGUCAUCAUACAGAUCUUAGGCAAUUUACUUUUUGGGUGAACUAUCCCUUUAAGGAGAUCCCCCCCAGACUUGAAUAUUUACAUCCUUGUCUUUAGGAUUUGGUUACUCACAUCAAGCAUAGCUAUAUCUACCAUGUGCAAACGGAUACGAGUAACCACUGGUUUAAGAGAUGAUGUUUCAAAUGAAAACCUAAACCUAAACCUAAUCUAAAGAAUUCAAUCAGGGAUGAACAGAGCGCUUUAUGUCAACGAUGUCAUCACAUCAGACAAAUGUAAAGAGGCAUGAAUGCAUAUACUGUACAUCACCUUUGGGUAACAGCUGGUGGCCAUUAUUCAAAAAGACAGAAAAAUCAAAGAGGUGCAAGAAGUCAGAUCUAAAAUGUCUGACUGGAUGAUACAUCUCUGAAGAUCCAAAACAUGGGCCACCACUAGUAGUGCAAUCGUAAUGUGGGAGCAUGCUCAGAGUGAAUGCCUUUGAAUCUACCAACCUCACUCAUCAUUACUGGAGAAUAUGGGUAGUCCUCUUCAUUUUACGAUCCCUUCUGAAGGAGCUGAGCUGAUACUAAAAUGGCGAGAGGACUGUAUUAACUGCUGGAUGUCAUUUUCCAAACUGAGCCAAAACAGUAACAUACUGUAUCCCUGAAACUGUACUGUUUGCCUCAAAACCUCUCUUGUGUUCCUGAAAGUGUAUCAUAAAUACAACAUUAUAAUGAUGAAAUAAAGGUCUAUGAUGAAAUAGUUUUUAUGGAGGGAUGGCGCUGUUUGGGACUGUUUUGUGUUUUUAUAUCUGUCAGACAUACGGCCAGGGCCGUAGCCACUGGGGUGGAAGGUGGUAACGAUUCUAGGGGCCCAGAGCAAUAUAUAGUCAGUGGGCCCAGAAUUUCUUGCUACGGCCCUGCAUACGGCAGCCUGUUUUCUGCUGCCUUUUCUCACAGAACACUAACUAGGCAAAAAUAUUAAACAAUAGCAUGAUUUCAUCUGCAUUAAACAGUUGUGUAAGAUUUAAAGGGAUAGUGCACCCAAAAAUGAAAAUGAUGUCAUCAUUUCCUCACCCUCAUGUUGUUUCAAACUUCCGUGGAACAAAAACGGAGAUGUUUAGCAGAAUGUCCUGGCUGCUGUUUUCCAUAUAAUGAAAGUAAAUGAGGACUGGGGCUGUCAAGCUCCAAAAAAGCAUGAGUAUCAUAAAAGUAGUCCUUUUAAUUUGUGCACUAAAGUCCAACUCUUCUAAAGCUUUGUGCGUAAAUAAUGACAUAAUUUAUAUUUUUGGCCAAAUAGUCUUUCUUGGUAGAGCAGUUAAUUAUGAGCAUCAAAAAACCUGUUAAUUAACAAAUAACGUGUGUGGCUCGUUGAUGAUUAUUAAAAAAGAAAAGAAAAAAAAGUUGAGUCAUAUUUGACAUCCCAUUCAUCCGCCCAUAUCCGCUUUGUAUAGAUAACAAAAAUCUUUGAUAAAGUAUAUUUUGAAUGAAUAUGAAACAACCCACUAAAGUUACAAAUCAAACUUUCAUUAUACUUACACAAGAGGGAGCCACAUUACCACCAUUAAACACACAAAGCCUUGUCUAAACCCUAUAUUAUUUUAUUUGGUCUGUAGUGAGGACAUAAGGAAAACAAAAAUAGAAAAAAGAAGACAAAACUCAAAUGCUACAAUAUAUUCAGAGUAGAAAGACUGUAAUAUUAGCUAUCAUACUGAUGACAUUCAUCAAUAUGAAAUCUACAGGUACUGAGCACAAGCGAGGGAAAACUGCUUCAACAUAAUUGUAAACGUGACUAAUUCUAGAUUACAUAAACAGUGCCAUCACCCGUGCGUUCAUCUGGGAAAUAAUUCAAAGUAAUAUACAGUAUAAUGUUUAGAAGCCCAUUAAAUUAAGGCAGAUGCCUUAUUGAAACUUCCAGUGGUCCAAAAUGUGUUGUCAGAUAUGACGAUGGUACAAAUCAAAUGUGGGAUAUUCACACUAUUAGGCUCAUAACACUUGAAAUUAUUUACUCAUUUCUGGGUUAUCUUUUUCCACGUUACAUCACAAGCAGAGCUUCAAAACAUAUGGGUUUUAAGCGGUGCAUUCCCCUUUCAAAAUUACAAGUGUGAAACGAUAGACCAUUUCAAGAAUGUAAAUAAAAACAGAGGAAUUAGAACGGUCCAAAUGUAUUUCCGGAUCCUUUCAACAAAGUUUCUUAUUUCAAUGCAAGUCAGUCCACUCGGCGACUGUUUUUGGAACACUCUUGAGCAGUUUGGGCCAGGGGCUCAAACUGCUCAAACCGCCAGGCUUCUGCACCCCCAGGACAGAAGCCUGGCGCCCCAUGUGCCCUCCUUGGUUGGACGAUAUAACACUCGCACCCCACCCCCAGUCAGACGGAAUUUUGGUGCCACCCCAGACUGAUCAAUGUACCCUGCCCGGCCCUCCUGUGAAAAAAUCCUGACACUGCCCCUGGUUUGAGAAGCUAUUGGUCGAUGUCAACAAGCAUCAUGACAGUGCAGCUCCUAUCUACUUGAAUGGGGAGAGACCGAAAUCUCCAAAACAGUUGGUCAAGAUUACGAUAAAAGAACAUAUUUCAAAUAAGCAGUCAAAUUUUCUUGGUCUGAGGCACGUGGGGCAGCAAGUUCACACGAGUGGCACGGCUUCCCUUGGCGUCGGUUGCGAAGUGCACUCCAAUCCCCGGUGUUGCAUCUAACUCGCACCGGGGUUCCAGGGUGUGGGUCAGGCAACGCAUCUAACUUGCACCGGACUCUCCCCGCUCCGUUCCUGGACCUGCGAAUAUGCCAGGAGAAGCGUGCUUGGUGUUUCAAGGCAGCGGUGUAUAUUCUAAGCAGGUAAUGUAAUGUUUAAGGUAUUACAAUUGGUUAACGAUAUGUUCAAUAUCAAAACAUUUUCUCGUUGAUAUUUUUUUCUUAAUACUAAAAACUAGAGACAGACAUAUGACCUGAUCGUACACAUGUACUGAAACUGUACCAGAGAGACUGGAGACAUCUCAGAGUCCAGGAAAAAUACAAAAUACAUCUUUAGGACACACACACACAACAUACUAUAAUACAUUUUAUAUUAUCUUAGAUUGUCGACAGUAACUGGCUCCUAAUGGGAUUUUUUUUUCCAUUGAAUCUAGAGUAACAAGACAAAAGGUUACUCACUGGUCAUUCAUUUUUGUGUUGUUUUUUGAAAUAAUGUUGUCUUAGACAUUUGAAUUUUAGACAUCGUUUGAAUCAAGCUGAAUCUGCUCUUGUACCAUAUUACAAAGACAAAGUUCUUUCAGCCAACCAAAUCAAUACCAUUUCCAAAAGUAUGAUUGCAUUAUUACCACACUACAUUUUAUUCCUCAAAUCUUUACAAAUUUGCCAAAAACAUUUAUGCAAAAUUAAAGUGAUAAUUCACCCAACAAUUAAAAAUUAUCUCAUCAUUUACUCACCAUCAUGCCAUCCCAGAUUGAUCUAUCUAUCUAUCCAUCUAUCUGUCUGUCCGUCCGUCCCUCCAUCUAUCUGUCUGUCUGUUUGUCUGUCUGUCUUAUCUAUCUAU
Molecule: messenger RNA, 6727 nt
Organism: Myxocyprinus asiaticus (Chinese sucker)
Lineage: Eukaryota; Metazoa; Chordata; Actinopteri; Cypriniformes; Catostomidae
Gene: tmem178a
Product: transmembrane protein 178a
Exons: 4
Coding region: 1344-2195 (283 amino acids)
Biological process (GO): regulation of cytosolic calcium ion concentration; negative regulation of osteoclast differentiation
Cellular component (GO): endoplasmic reticulum membrane
Source: RefSeq, a predicted model, not a curated record